GUCGCUCAAACAAGACCACAUAACUAAUAACACUUUUUCCCAAGAUAAAACAUUACAAGUGGCAGCAACUCAUUUGACAUUCAUCCACACAAUCUAGAUAAGAAAUAGAUCACACCCUUCACCAUAACCACUUCAAACUAAAAACCCUACAACAACCAACACUUGUUGAUCAGUUGCUUCUAACCAAAUCACAUAUUCUCAAUCCACAACAAAUGGCUUCAAUGACAAUGGCUUCCACCUUCCUCACCGGAUCAGCUGCCAUUGCAGCCACCAAGCAGCCCAACACCAACACCAGCCGCCGUGGGUUGGUGGUGAUGGCCAAUGGGUCAAAGGUGGCCGGAGCUGAGAAAGUUGUGGUGGAUGAAAACAAGGCUGGAAGUGGCCGGAGGGACAUGAUGUUUGCGGUUGCGGGUUUGGCUGUGUUAUCUGUGGCUAAAGUUGCAUUGGCUGAUGAUGAGGAGCCGAAGCGUGGGACUGAAGCUGCUAAGAAGAAGUAUGCGCCGGUCUGCAUCACGAUGCCGACCGCUCGCAUUUGCCGGAACUAGGUGCAUUUGGUAUCGUUUGUGCAUUGAUCAUAUGUAAAACUCAUUAUGUUUUUGCUUAUUUAUUUGAUGGUGUCCCCGGAAAAACAAAUGUUUAUUAAUAUUAUCCCUUUUGAUAUCGUUAUUAGUUAAA
Messenger RNA from Helianthus annuus (common sunflower), 675 nucleotides. RefSeq names its product photosystem II 5 kDa protein, chloroplastic. Lineage: Eukaryota; Viridiplantae; Streptophyta; Magnoliopsida; Asterales; Asteraceae. The record is from RefSeq and is a predicted model, not a curated record. The coding region runs from base 213 to 545 and encodes 110 amino acids. The transcript has a single exon.